AGGAUUAGUAAUACAGUCUCAUACUCAAAGUGUUACUUUGAAGUUUUCCACCUUUUUGUGUUUAUCUAAGUAAAGAAUUCAAGCUUUUGAGUUCACAUGCUCUUAAAUGUGUGUGUGAAAAAGUUAAAUACUGUGCAUUUAUGCAGCAGUCAAUCAAAGAUAAGCACUCCAGACUGAAAUGAAAACUCUCCAACUGAGCGCCAUGUCUCUGUUGUGUUGGUUUCACUCAUUGUGGAAUCUUGGGGGACCCUUUAUCAGUGCUGAGCAGCUUUCUGGAGGCCCCCCCCCCACCUGUAGUUCCUCAGUUGGUCUUUUGUGUGAAGGAAUGUGGGGAGGACUAACACUGACAGAGAUAAACACAGAGGGAUGGAGGCCUCGUCGGUGAACCAGCACGAUAUCUAUUAAUCUCGACUCAAUCCUCUGCUGUGAGAUGGUCGGUGUUGAGAAUAUGGUACUGAGAUUGUUGUCACUGAUGGAUCUGAAAAGAAUGUCAGGGUAACCUGUGGUUCCUAUGCAUUCAGGAAAACUAUGAAAACAUAUGGAAUUUUAUUUAGAUUAUUUUCUAGGUCUCGUAAAAGGAGUAUGGAAAAAGAAAAGACAAAAAAAGUAUUUCUUUUACCCUGUCCUGUUGGUCUAAAAGUUCCAUCCAUCCAUCCAUCCAUCCAUCCAUCCAGUUUUCAAGCGCCUAAAAUGCUGUUUGAACCAUACAGGCCUAAAACUCUGUUCGUGAGAGUCCUGACAGUUCUAACAGAUGUAUGUCUCCUAUUCUUCUUUUUGCAGAGUACAAAAAAAAACUUUUAAUGGAGUCCCGGUAGAGAAAUCAAGAUGAACACGUUACCAUCAAUGGACCGGCAUAUCCAGCAGACCAACGACAGGCUGCAGUGCAUCAAACAGCACUUACAGAACCCGGCCAACUUCCACUCGGCUGCCACAGAGCUGCUUGACUGGUGUGGAGAUCCCCGGGCCUUCCAGCGACCUUUCGAGCAAAGUCUCAUGGGAUGUCUGACGGUGGUGAGCCGUGUUGCUGCUCAGCAAGGGUUUGACUUGGACCUGGGCUACAGGUUGCUCGCUGUGUGCGCCGCCAACCGGGACAAAUUCACUCCUAAGUCUGCAGAAACCAGCACCUGCAGGAGAUGUCAGAGUGACUCAGCUCUGCUGUCGUCGUGGUGCGAGGAGCUGGGCCGUCUCCUCCUGCUGCGUCACCAGAAGAACAGGCAGAACGAACCACAGGGAAAAGUCCCCAUGCAGCCCAGCAUGAACAGCAUGAAGCCCAGCCUCACACACAGUGAUGGAUCCUUUCCUUAUGACUCUGUCCCCUGGCAACAAAACACCAACCAGCCCCCAGGGUCACUGUCUGUGGUUACAACAGUGUGGGGUGUGACUAAUACGUCACAGAGUCAGGUGCUGUGUAAUCCUAUGGCGAACAGCAACAACCACAUGAACCCUGGGGGAAACCACAUGGGAUCGGGUAUGUCUGCCAGUGCAGCGGGGCUCAGUUCACCUCAGUUUAGCGCUCAGCAGCAGCAGUUCCCAAACAAAGGAGGGUCCGGCCAGACGUAUAUGCAGCAGGGCAUGUAUGGCAGGCCCAGCUACCCUGGUGGUCCUGGGGGAUACAGUGGAAGUUACUCUGGAGGCCCAAAUGCCCCUCCUGGGGGUAUGGGCAUGACCGCCCACACACGCCCCCCUGGUGACUUCACUCCACCAGCUGCCGCUGCUGCAGCUGCAGCCGUUGCUGCUGCAGCUGCCACAGCCACGGCCACAGCUACUGCCACAGUAGCGGCUCUGCAGGAAACACAGAAUAAAGAGAUAAACCAGUACGGACAGAUGUGCCCGUCGUUCCAAAUGGGCCCUGCACCAGCCUACAACAGCCAGUUCAUGAACCAGCCGGGCCCACGGGGACCCCCUGGAGGUAUGAAUCCAGCCGCCAUGGGCUCAGCCAUGAACAACCCCAAUAUGAGUGGUCCUCCAAUGGGCAUGAGCCAGGCUCGAACGCCAGGCAUUGGACAUUUUGGAGGCCCCAGCCAGAGGAUGCCUCAGCAAGGUUACCCUGGUGGGCCACGACAGGCCAUUCCCAUGCAGGGGAUGAAGAGGCCAUAUCCUGGGGAGGGGAGUUAUGGGGGUCCGCAGUACGGGCCAAACAGCCAGUUCCAGCCUCAGCAGGGACAGUACACCUCAUCAAACGCCCCUAGGCCACUGCCUUCCCCUAACUACCCCAGCCAGAGGAUGCCAGUGCAGCAGGGCCAAGGACAGUACCCCCCUGGUAUGCCCAUGGGCCAGUACUACAAGCAAGAGCCCUUCAAUGGUCAGAACACUAGCUUCACUGGAGGCGGAUACUCCUAUAACCAAGGCAAUGGGCCCCCCAGGCCUGGGAACUACCCCCACUCUCCAGUCCCUGGAAACCCAACCCCUCCCAUGACCCCAGGAAGCAGUAUUCCUCCUUAUCUGUCACCAAACCAGGAUGUGAAACCCCAGUUUCCACCUGACAUGAAACCAAAUAUGACAGCACUUCCGCCCCCUCCAGGCAACCCAAACGAAGAGCUGCGGCUGACGUUCCCAGUCAGGGACGGGGUGGUGCUGGAACCGUUCCGCCUGGAACACAACCUGGCUGUCAGUAACCACGUCUUCCAUUUGCGACCCUCCGUCCACCAGACACUCAUGUGGAGGUCAGACCUUGAACUCCAGUUCAAGUGCUACCACCACGAAGACAGGCAGAUGAACACCAACUGGCCAGCCUCGGUUCAGGUCAGCGUCAACGCCACGCCGCUCACCAUCGAGAGGGGCGACAACAAAACCUCCCACAAGGCACUGCACCUGAAGCACGUUUGCCAGCCGGGGAGGAACACCAUCCAGAUCACGGUCACCGCCUGCUGUUGCUCCCACCUGUUUGUGCUACAGCUGGUCCACAGGCCAUCUGUACGCUCCGUCCUCCAGGGGCUUCUGAAGAAGAGGCUCCUUCCUGCAGAACACUGCAUCACCAAGAUUAAGAGGAACUUCAGCAGCGUAGCAGCAUCGGCAGGCAACACCACUCUCAACGGAGAGGACGGCGUGGAGCAAACGGCCAUCAAAGUAUCGCUGAAAUGUCCUAUUACCUUUCGACGCAUCCAGCUCCCCGCACGGGGGCACGACUGCAAACAUGUGCAGUGUUUCGAUUUGGAGUCCUACUUGCAGCUCAACUGUGAGAGGGGGACAUGGAGGUGUCCUGUGUGCAAUAAAACAGCAUUAUUAGAAGGUCUGGAGGUCGACCAGUAUAUGUGGGGUAUCCUUAAUGCCAUCCAAAAUUCAGAUUUCGAGGAGGUCACUAUAGACCCCACAUGUAGCUGGAGACCAGUUCCCAUCAAGUCUGAGCUGCACAUCAAGGAGGAUCCAGAUGGACCGCUGGCGAAGCGCUUUAAGACAAUGAGCCCGAGUCAGAUGACCAUGCCCAACGUCAUGGAAAUGAUCGCUCAGUUGGGGCCUGGUCCAGGACACGGACCAGGACCUGGGCCAGGUCCAGGUCCAAGUUCCUACCCCCCUCACCCUGGACUGCAUCCCAGCGGCAAUGGGGGAGAUUACCCUGGAGCAGGCAACAGCUACCACAAUCAAGGUAGCUUCGACUUCCCUAACGGGAACCCAUCUGGUGGUGGUGGUGUUGGAGGAGGAGGUGGUCCUCCUAUGAAUGAUUUCAUCCAUGGCCCACAGCUCUCUCACCCACCUGAUGGACCUGGUGGUCUUCUCCCCCACGACAAGCCCCUUAGCCACGGCAUGAACGAUUCAAUGUCCCAUUCAGAUCAGUCCCAUAACCCCAUGCAGCCGAGCAUGCAUGCGUCUCCCCAUGCUGGCAGCCAUUCAGGGCCGCCCUUACAUCACAGUGGCCAGUCAGGGCAGCCCUUGCAUCACAGUGGCCAAUCAUCGCAGCCGCCUCGCCAGCCUCAGCCGCAGCCUCAGCACCCUGGGCAGAACAGUCACCCCCAUGGUGAUCUGAGCUUUAACCCCUCCUCAGACACGCAGAUGGCUCAGGGAGCCCAGGACAUGCCCGAACCCUCCCUGGAUCUACUUCCAGAGUUAGCCAAUCCGGAAGAGUUACUCUCCUACCUGGACCCUCCCGACCUCCCCGCCAACAGCAACGACGACCUACUCUCCCUUUUCGAGAACAACUAGCCCCACCUCUUCCUGUGAACACUUGGAGCACCUACCUGUUGCCGUGCACGCAGACUCGCUCCAACUGUUUUUGUGUUGAUGACAGAUGUGUGGCACAGGAGCACGGCUCUGAAGGAAGAAAGACAUCAACACUUGAUCCCCGCACUCCCUCCUUUUUACUCGUCUUGUGUAAAGAUUCCACACACCAGUUCCACCUCCUCGGGCUCCACAAUUCGUAGCCAUGUUGGUGGGCACUAAAUUGAAAUGAAAUAUUUAUACAUUGUGUACACAUACAGUAUAUGUGUAUAUCUAUAUAUCUAUAGAUAUACAGAUAUAUAUAUAUCUAUAUAUAAAUUACUUUUCAACUGAAAACUGUGCAGCUAUAAUCAUAAAUGACAACAAGGAUGAGACACGAGCCUUGUGUUGUAGCUUUCCUUUUUCAUUUUUUACAUUAUUUUUGACAAAAGAGGUGGAGAGGGAAAAGCCAUUGUGUCGUAAAAGUGUUUUUUUAAUCCCAAAUUAAAUUUGUUCUUCCAAUUCUUCGACACACGCCACCCCAGACUUCCCAAUGUGUGUGUGUGUGUGACAGCUGAAUAACUCAUCCGAAUCAGAGCACUGAUAUCCAUGUCUGCAGUGGAAGUGAGCGCAUGUUGUGCAGCGUUGCGUGUUUGUCUGUAUACAGGUGCAUGUCAGUAAAUUAAAAUCACUUUGAAAAUGUAAUUUAUUACUGUAAUUUUAAUUAGCAAAGGGAAGCCUUUUUCAGCUUUUUGCUAUUAUUGUCACCAAAAGGUAAUUUCAUAUGGAGCAAAUAAAAUAGAAUUCAAGUGUACAACAUAAUCACAUCUACCCUUGCUUGACCCAGUCCACUUACUAGUAUAAAGAAAAAACUCUAACAGACCUUUUUUAAAAGCGAUCAUAUUUAAGUUUAAAUGUAGUUCUGAAAAACCACAAAAGUAUCAAAUUCUGCAAGGAUAAUCCACCAAGUUUCUUCUUGAUUUCUAAACUUGUUCUUGUGCUGACCAAAGCGAACCAGCCUAUCUUAUGAAGAAACACAUAAACAUCUCAUUUAUUACAUGGAAUCAUUCAACUCAGAGUGAAAUAGUUCUACGUUUGUGUUAAUUUUGAUGAUCAUGGCUUAUAGCGAAUGAAAACACAAAAUUCUGAAUCUCAGAAAAUUACAGUGGUAUAUAAGACCAAAAGAAAGGAUUUUUUAAUAUAGAAAUGUUAUGUUUGGCCAACACAACUUUGGGGAAGACUGCUGACUUGACAAUUUUCUGUCAGACAGUAACUGACACCCUUUACAAUGAGGGUGCGCCACAAAAGAAUCUGGUUGCUCACAGAGUUCUGAAUCCAAGCAUAAUAAUGGAAAGUUGAGUGAAAGGAAAAAAUAUAGUCUACCAGGAUAAUUCAAAACACUUUAUGUUUCCCCUUUGCUGACAAGCUUUAUGAUCCUGAUUUCUUUUUCUGGCAGGACAUGGCACCUCCCCACACUGCCAAAAGUAGUACCGCUGUGUUUUACUGGCCAGGAAACUCACACUGACCAUAAGGUGUGCUUCAGAGGAAUAUGAGAGAAUGUAGAUCUAAUAAUGCAGAUGAGCUAAAUGGCUGCUGGUAAAGCAACUUGGGCUUCCUCAAAACUCUCAGCCUCAGUCAUGCAGUAAUUCAUGCAACAAGAGCCCUGACUAAAUAUUGUGUGCAUGUUGUACAGUACAUAAAAUAUUUUUCCUUUAUAUCAUAUAAUCUAAUUUUCAGAGAGAAUGAAUUUUAGAAUUCCAUCACCUGUAAGCCAUAAUAAUCAAAAUGACCAGAAAUAAAUGCUAGAAUUAUUCCACUCUUUGUGUAAUUUUUAUGAGUUCCAUUUUUUUAAUUACUUAAACAGACCCACUUUUUGAUGAUUUCCAAAUUUGUUGAGAUGCACCUGUACAUGUCCUGUUUUUGUUUGCAUAUCGUCACCUUCCUAAAAUAAUGGCCUGUGUCAUUUUUUGUCAACAAUGUUUUUUUUGUUUUUUUUACCUAAACCAUCUCCUCACGAUGCUGGCCACCUCUUGUAAAAUUGUCUAAAGCCAUGCAUAAGUCCAUGCCUGUUGUAUAAUGGCCGAUGUCAAGAGUGUGACACAGGCAGUUUCACAGCCUUUUCAAAAUGGGGACUGCUUCAGGAAAAAAACUAAAUCUGCUCAGCCACUGAAGCUAUUUCCAUAGUUCAGGGCUCAUCCCCUAUUGGUAAGGGAUAAGGAUUACCACAAUAUAAGCCAGGCAUUAAAUAUUGCAUAGAUAUUUAGUAUUUUAAUUCUGUCUUUCAGUCCGCAUUUUUGUCCACAAAGUAGUAGAUGUGUUUCCUAAAAAACUUGAAAAAAUGACUUAUGCCAUUAUUUUAGGAAGGUGACGAUAUGAGUUUAUGUAAAAGAUGGAGAUGGGGACAGAAAAUCAGCAUCCCAUAAACAGACAACCAAUCGUGGUGUUUCAUACCCCCCUGUGGUGAUUAGCCCAUCCUCGUCAGGUUUUCAGCCAUUUUCAUCACAAGUGCACGUGUGCCAACAGCCCCUGUCUUCAUCCAGCCCAAAUGUGCUCAAGAAACCUCAUCUUCAUCUCUGUGGCUUCAUUUUAAAUCUCAUGGUGUAAUUCUUUCUUGUUGUCCUUGUUAAUGUUUGAUCGUCGCUCCACAUUGUAAUUAAUCAGAUCCGACCUUCUUAAAUCACUGUGCUGUAACGGGGGGAAAAAAACCCAUCUGUGUAAGUGUACAUGACAACCUUUUGUCAUGUUUUCACCUUUGAACUGCACCCUUUUAGGUAAAAAAAAACCAUUGUGCAUGAAGAUCCAGCGGUGCUCCCAGACUUUUUGUGUGUAUAAUAUCCCUUGUGACUGUACAUUGCUGUACCUAAAACUAUUAGUGGCUACGUUAUGGUACUGUGUGUCUGUCCAGGCCUGCUCACACACACACACACACACACACACACACACACAAUCUAUCCAUAUGCACUGUCACUGGCCGUGUACUGAGUGUAUUGUGUAUUUUAACCCCAACCCUGUGACAAUGCAAACAGAAUAUCUAAAACAAUCCUGCAGGCUAUUUGGAUGUUUUUUUUUUGUUGUUUUUUUUAUAUUCUAUAUGUAUGUUUAAUCUGAUCAGCUUUAAAGGAGCUCUGUUUUUUUCUGUCUGAAAGAUUGCAUCUUCAAGGUCCAAAUUUCUCCCAAAAAUUUGUUUUGUUUUACCUUAUUGUAAGUGAGAAUGUGCAUAAUGAGGCCUGAAGACGAGCGUUCGAUCUCCACACAGAAUUUGUGUAUUUUCGUCAUAUUCUGUAUCGUUUUAAGUUAUUCUUUUCCAAUGUUUAUUUGUACGACCAGUUUGAUUGGGUGUAUGCAGUUGUAAUUCAGUACAGGCAAUGACAAAAAAGCUUCCCAAUUUGAGUUCAAGUUACCUUCCAGAAUCCAAUGUGUUUAAGACGAUGCACUGCCGCGCUGGGAGGUUUUACACCCCUGCACAGUGUGUGAUGAUACAUGUAAACGCUCACAGAAUCACUUCUCAUAAUUUUGCGACCCGAUUUGUACUUUCUGAUGGCAGAUGUUGCAAUUGAAGCGGAGCAAUCUUAAAGAGAGGAUGGUUGAUAUUGUAAAAUGAACUCUGAGGAGGAUUCUCCUUACAGGGAGGAUUUUUGGGUGGGGCUUGUGGAUGUAAGGGAUAUUUGUAUAUAAUGUAAAUGACAAAAUAGAGACACAUUAACAGAAAUGUAUUCAUUUUUCUCCAGUGGGAGUGUGCAUAGUGUAUUUAGAAUUUGUAAAGCUUGCAUCCUCCUGUCAGACGUUGCAUUGGGAAAACCAGUCUGUGUUUGAUUGCCUCUGUGCAGACCUCCCCAACCAUGCCUGUUCAUUCAAUGUAAGAUACUUAAAACCACCUUCCUCACAGAGUUCAGGAACAGAAAAAAAAAGAGGUAUUUGCUUUGCAUAAUGUUAAACCUCUGUGUUUUUCACUCUUAUCUGUGUACAUUUUAAAGGUGCUACAAAAUGAUUAAAAAGCUUUUGAGAUAUAACCGAGCCUCGGGUGGCUCCCGAUUGUGGCAUCCAAAAAUUUACAGUUUGUAGAAACAAAAUUUUGUCAAAUUUGUAACUUUUCUGAAAUUUGGCAAAUGUGCUGUAAAGGUACAAUCUGAAGCGAUUGGCACAAGUGGCAAUUGUCUUAUUUGGUUUUUUUGUACAUUCUGUGUACAAUCAUUUCAUAUUCUAAACUGGUCAGAUGAACAUUGUGAUUUUUAGUCUUGCAAAUCUGUAUGUAGUUAGAUGAUGUGACAUCCUAAUAUUUAUCUAAUAAAUAUGUAUUCAGAUGAAA
Girardinichthys multiradiatus is the source of this 8437-nucleotide messenger RNA. RefSeq names its product zinc finger, MIZ-type containing 1a (gene zmiz1a). Gene Ontology annotation, biological process: protein sumoylation; regulation of transcription by RNA polymerase II. The coding region runs from base 826 to 4137 and encodes 1103 amino acids. NCBI's taxonomy places the organism in Eukaryota, Metazoa, Chordata, Actinopteri, Cyprinodontiformes, Goodeidae. Gene Ontology annotation, molecular function: SUMO ligase activity; zinc ion binding. The transcript is spliced from 22 exons. The record is from RefSeq and is a predicted model, not a curated record.